Molecule: messenger RNA, 3482 nt
Organism: Esox lucius (northern pike)
Lineage: Eukaryota; Metazoa; Chordata; Actinopteri; Esociformes; Esocidae
Product: C2H2-type zinc finger protein
Exons: 9
Coding region: 196-3327 (1043 amino acids)
Biological process (GO): regulation of transcription by RNA polymerase II
Molecular function (GO): RNA polymerase II cis-regulatory region sequence-specific DNA binding; zinc ion binding; DNA-binding transcription factor activity
Source: RefSeq, a predicted model, not a curated record
UUUGGUGACAGCUGGUAGCAAGCAUGUUAACUAGUUUUCUUGUUAAAUACAUUUGUUAGGUAAAGCAAACACAUUGGACACGAAGGUAUUUCCUCUGCAGUCAGUCGCGUUUGAGAACAAAUCGAUGCAUCCAAUAAAAUCGGUUAGAUAACUGUCCUUUUGCAACAGCAAAGUCAGGUUUGGCCCAACGACAAAAUGGAAUCAGAAUGUUCAGAAACCAACAGUGCAGCUGGGCUGUCUUGUACCGGUCUUCCUGUCCCCUCCCUCCGCCUCUUGGUCCCACCCCUUCAGCUUAUGUCUGCGUCCAUAUGGCAGGUGUUUCAACGGCGGGAUGUCACAAGUUAUGCCAUGCUGGCGGAGUUUGUCUGUUUGGUGACAGAGAUGGUCCCUGAACUGCUGAUCUAUAGGCACAGGGCCCAGCUUAUUUUGGGGUUGCAAGCCAGGCACAUUCUGGAGUUGUGUCGCGGUGAGCGCCCUGUUGACCCCCAGGUCAUUUUAACCCAACUUCACAAGAUUCAACCGUUUAUCCCCAGCAGUAAUGAUGCAGGUGACAUGGAGGUUGAGUCCUCAGGGACUAAUUUCCUGGAGCUGGUCCAGACCCUGCUGAAAGACGUUGAUCAGAGGGAAACAUUUUUCAAGGAUAUAUUCCCAGUAGAGUUUGGACCGCAAUAUGACCUUGAGCUCCAGACACUAAUGUGGGAGUUCCUGUCUAGAUUGGUACAGCUGUUGCCGACCCCUGACCUGGAACAGACAAUUGAAUGGCUCGGUUCUGCCACCUCAGUCUUGGAUGAUUGUGCACGCGUUGUGUCUCAUCCGAUGGAUCUGAAGUGUCUUCUCCAGCACCACAAACGUCUUGGAUAUUUGGAGCAGCACGUACCCCACUGUGCCAUGGGCGACUAUAUCCUCUCCUCUCUCUCCAUCAGUCCUCAUAGUAGAACGGUGCUUGAUACUGAGAAGACCACAUGCUGCCAGUCAGAACCUUCUCAGGAGUUUCGGGAGACCGCCAGCCUAGUGUCUUCGGUGGAUGACCUUGAGGUGGAAGUUGUGACCCUGACGGAGUACGCUGAGGUCGAGUUAGGUUCGAGUCUGGAGGUUGUGGAACUAUGUGAUGGGAAUAACGAGGAAGGGCAGAUCGUGUUACAUAAGGACAAGAAGCCAGAGGAAACGCCCACUGAAGAAGAGGUGGGGGGAACAAAGAGUGCCAUGCAGGAGCAGGAUGGGGUCUUGGAGAGCAAUUCAGAUCUAGGUGAAGCAGAGGUUGAUGUCAAAUCCUCCAGACAAUCAAUCCCCUCUGUGGCCCACAACUGCUCUGUCUGUGAGAAGAGCUUUAAAUUUGCCUCUGCACUAAUUGCCCAUCAGGUCAUCCACACAGGAGAGCGUCCAUAUGUGUGCAACCUGUGCGGCCGGUGUUUUUCCUUUAGACAGUCGCUGGAGAGGCACAAACAUACACACAAGGACGGACGCAUUUACAACUGCCUGAUCUGUGGGGAAACCUUUCAGUCCUUAUCAGCACGCACAGAGCACAAGAAGAGCCACACAGAGCAUGGUGCUUACCAGUGUACACAGUGCAGCAGGACGUUCAGCUGGGAGUCGGCCAUGGUGAGACACCUGAAGAGUCACACGCAGCCCGCCGAGAUCAGGCCGCAAGAGCCUACGAGAAGCUUUAAGUUGGAGCAAGAGGAUGUGGAGAAUCAAGAGGUUGUAGGAAAGGUCGCCGUCAAUACCCCUGAAACGGAUCCGACGUUUGAGGAUGAAGGGAAAUCCCAUCACAGUCCGCAGGAAGGACGGAGUCGGGGUGGAGCCUCCAGUUCUUCUGAGCCAUCGGUGUCUGGACUCCUGGAUGAGGUCAGAUCCCCGGUCCAGGUCCGUACCAGCGGCAGGAAGUCUAAACCAACCCUGAAGGUGCAAAUGGUAAACUUGCAGAAACGCAAGGGAAAGGUCACGACCCCAAAGAGGACUGGAACCUUGAUAAACCCCAAAUGUUCCAAACCGUUGGCCUUUAAGAGUGAGGAACACUCCUAUGGGUUUCCUACAGUCUCAACGGAGGAAGGAGAUACAGGUUUGUCUGCCGGCAGCUCCUCGCCUGUGUUCUCCGGUCCCAAAUGUUCAUUUGUCGCCAGCGACGCGGUACAUGUUCAGCCGCACACUGAGACGGUACACUCCGGGGAAAGGCAGGAGGACUCCAAGUCCGCUCAACACCAAACGGGUCCAGCUGGGCUCUACGAUUGCCCCGACUGUGAUAACAGCUUCAAGUUUCAGUCGUUACUGAAGUACCAUCAGCGCGUCCACACCGGCGAGCGCCCGUUCGUUUGCUCUCACUGCGGACGACGCUUCUCCUUCAAGCAGUCGCUGGAGAGGCACAAGCAGACACACAAGGACGGGCGAAAGUACGAGUGCCCCAUCUGUGGGCAGAGUUUCAAGUGCCUGUCGGCUCACGUGGAGCACACCAAGAGCCACAUGGAGAACGGCGUGUACCGCUGCUCCGAGUGCGGCCGGACGUUCGCCUGGAAGUCGGCGCUGGUGAGGCACCUCCGGAUUCACACGGAGAACGCCGCCGUGACCGAGCGCUCCCACAAGUGCCCCCGAUGCGACUUGGCAUUCAGCAGCGGCACGUACCUUAGCAGGCACCUGCUCACACACCAAGAAGAGAGGUCGCACGUCUGCAGCUGUGGCAAGGCCUUCGCCUACAAGACUGCCCUGACCGCGCACCAGCGCACCCACCUCAAAGAGAGGCCUCACCAGUGCAAGCAAUGUGGCAAGGGAUUCCUCUACAAGGGCGGGCUGGUGAGCCACAUGAAGAUCCACUCGGACGAAAUGCCGUUCAUGUGCUCAUUCUGCGGCAAGAGCUUCAAGAGGGAGCGCAACAUGAAGAAGCACGAGUGCUGCCACACCAGGGAGAACCUGUACAGCUGCUCCCAGUGUGACAAGACGUUCGUCUACAAGGCCACGCUGACAAGGCACGAGCUGACCCACUCGGGGGAGCGGCCGUUCCUGUGCGCCGACUGUGGCAAGGGAUUCUUCUCCCACGCCGAACUCCUGAAGCACGAGCGCUUCCACACCGGCCACAAGCCUUUCCAGUGCCCGUACUGCGGGAAGAAAUUCACCCAGUCCUGCUACCUGACCAUUCACUUGCGUUACCACACCGGGCUGCGGCCUUACUCGUGCACCUACUGUGACAAGUGCUUUCUCAGCGCCAACCGCCUAAAGAGGCACACAAGAACACACACCGGGGAGAAACCCUACCUGUGUUCCGAGUGCGGGAAAGGAUUCAAGCAGUCGUAUCACCUCAAGAUGCACCAGCGGACCCAUGCCACUAAGAUAUGCUAAGGUAUGCGUACCUCGGCUUAGGCUUAAGUCAGAUUGUUUAGUAGAAUGUUUUAUGGGUUACAUUUGCACUUAAUAACAGACAGUUUUUUUUCUCCAGAGAUUAUCUGAUUGGAUUACUCCAUAGGAUAAAACGUUUAAAACUGGGAUUUCCCAAA